GUAUCAAUCAGAGAGAAGGGAGGACAGACAGGAAAAGUGGAGCAGGCAUAACGCGGAGACAAAAAGCGAUAGAUAGCAUCUAAAUAUCUGAUCUCCGAGAAAACUAAAACACAGUAGAAAUGGCAUAUUUUAAAUGUAUAUGUUUAAAACCGCAUUGUUGGUCAUAGUUUUGGGAUUACUUUUGACACUGGUGAGUCUUGUCCCGUUGUAAACAUUGACGUGCGCAUUUUUGCUGUGCUUGCUGCGUGGACGGAGUUGUAGUUCCCCGUCUGGAGGAUCAGCCCUUAGAGACAUGAGUGACAGGAGACGAUCUGCCGCUGCUCUAAGCUCGAGAGCGCACGCUUUUUCGGUGGAAGCCCUAAUCGGGUCAAACAAGAAAAGAAAGCUCCGGGGCUGGGAGGAGAAGGAGCUAGAGCUGUCUAUGGAAAGCCUCGCUACCAACGGACAAUUAGGAGACGGAGAAGACCCGGCGCAUUGUCUGGAUAUCGACCCUGAUUCAGAAGCGAGCCCCGGUUCUGACGGUGAAGGUCUGGCGGAGAGAACCUCUUGCUCUUUCGGCUCCCCCACGGACCUGGCCCCCGCCGCCUGCGACCCCACCUCAAUGGAGGAGAUUCAGGUGGAGCUGCAAUGCGCUGAUCUUUGGAAGCGCUUCCACGAAAUUGGCACGGAGAUGAUCAUCACCAAGGCGGGAAGGCGCAUGUUUCCUGCAAUGAGAGUGAAGAUUGUGGGUCUGGACCCCCACCAGCAGUAUUACAUAGCCAUGGACAUUGUACCUGUGGACAACAAGAGAUACAGGUAUGUGUACCACAGCUCUAAGUGGAUGGUGGCGGGAAACGCAGACUCCCCUGUGCCCCCACGGGCCUACAUCCACCCGGACUCUCUGGCCUCUGGAGACACCUGGAUGAGGCAGGUGGUCAGCUUUGACAAGCUUAAACUCACCAACAACGAGCUGGACGACCAGGGACACAUCAUCCUCCACUCCAUGCAUAAGUACCAGCCCCGGGUCCAUGUGAUUAGGAAGGACUGCAGUGGGGAGCUGUCCCCCACCAAGGCUGUUCCCGGCGGGGAUGGGGUCAAGACCUUCAGCUUCCCAGAGACUGUCUUCACCACCGUCACGGCCUACCAGAACCAGCAGAUCACCAGACUAAAGAUUGACCGCAACCCGUUCGCUAAAGGAUUCAGAGACUCCGGCAGAAACAGGACUGGUUUGGAGGCAAUCAUGGAGACAUAUGCCUUUUGGAGGCCUCCAGUGAGAACACUCACCUUUGAGGACUUCACUAACAUGCAGAAGCAGCAAGGGGGAAGCACCGGUACCUCUCCUACCACCUCCAGCACAGGAACCCCCUCUCCCUCCGGAGCUGCCCACCUCCUUUCCCCCUCCUGCUCCCCCCCCACCUUCCACCUGGCCCCCAACACCUUCAAUGUGGGCUGCAGGGAGAGCCAGCUGUGCAACCUGGGCCUGUCUGAGUACCCGGCCUGCGCCCGCAGCAACAUGGCCGCCCUGCAGGGGUACGGUGGCCUUGCCGACAGCUCCUACGGACGCCUCCAGGCCGCAGGGGGCAGCGUGGCGUCGGGUCAGCCCUCCGAGUCCUUCCUGCCCCAGAGGACUUCCUCUCUCAUAGCUGCGGGCAUGCAGGGUGGUGCUCACGCCUCAUUGGCUGGCGGCAGCGGUGGCGGCGGCGGGGGAAAAAUGGAUGGCUAUGGCGGGCAGCUGACCUCCUUCCCGGCUUCCCAGCUACAGUAUGUGAUGCAGGCAGGGGCUAGCUCCGCCUCCGGCUCCUCCACCACCUCCGGCUCCUCCCCCUCCUCCGCCCACAUGUUCAGCGGCGGCCAUCACCACGUGCAGCAGGGCUCCUACAAUGCCUUCUCCCUGCACAACCCCUACAACUUAUACGGAUACAACUUCCCCAGCUCCCCCCGCCUGGGGGCCAGCCCGGAGAAGCCCCAGGGCGGCCUGCUGUGCUCCUCCUCUCCCGCCGGGGCCUUCUCGGAGCGCCAGUACCUAUCCAACGGAGGCAUGGAGGGCAUGCAUAUGAUCGGCAAUCCCAACCCAGGCCAACAGGGCGGCGCCUCCUGUGAUGGCCGCCAGUAUGGCUCCUCCUCUCAGAUGUCUAUGCAUAUGGUGUAAAACUGGGGCCCCUUCCUCGGACACCUGUUCUGACACUGUCCCCACAUUAAAAAACCCUCCGUUCUGAAGUCUAUCUGUAAUCCCUGACAAGCUUAAAGACAUUGUUACCGUGUUACCGUGUAUGUUUUUAUGGAGUGUUGUUUGUGUUACUGAGCAGCAGAGUGAACCUUUCAAAAAAGGACCUUUUAAUGUCAUGAUGUGUUUGCUUAAAAUUUCACUCCAAAGGCUUAAACAAAGUAGGGACGCUAUUAUUUAAUUCUCCAACUGAUGAAUAUGGUGUAAAUAAAGUGAGUUGGGAGAAAGAAUCCCCCCCCCCCCCCCCCC
This is a messenger RNA of Hypomesus transpacificus, 2452 nucleotides long. It is a transcript of the gene tbx15, whose product is annotated as T-box transcription factor 15. The coding region runs from base 293 to 2128 and encodes 611 amino acids. NCBI's taxonomy places the organism in Eukaryota, Metazoa, Chordata, Actinopteri, Osmeriformes, Osmeridae. The transcript has 8 exons. Gene Ontology annotation, molecular function: RNA polymerase II cis-regulatory region sequence-specific DNA binding; DNA-binding transcription factor activity, RNA polymerase II-specific. The record is from RefSeq and is a predicted model, not a curated record. Gene Ontology annotation, cellular component: nucleus. Gene Ontology annotation, biological process: cell fate specification; positive regulation of DNA-templated transcription; regulation of transcription by RNA polymerase II.